Manihot esculenta (cassava) is the source of this 783-nucleotide messenger RNA. RefSeq names its product transcription factor MYB46-like. Gene Ontology annotation, biological process: regulation of stomatal movement. The transcript has a single exon. The coding region runs from base 1 to 783 and encodes 260 amino acids. Lineage: Eukaryota; Viridiplantae; Streptophyta; Magnoliopsida; Malpighiales; Euphorbiaceae. The record is from RefSeq and is a predicted model, not a curated record.
AUGGUUCCUUUUCUUCUUUUUCCUUAUUUUAGAUGGUCUGCAAUUGCAGCCAAAUUGCCUGGAAGAACAGACAAUGACAUAAAAAAUUACUGGAACUCCAAUUUAAGGAAACGCUUGAGGAACACAGCAUCCGCAACAAAAUUGGAUGGGCUUCAAACUUCCGGAGGACAGCUGAAGAAGCAUCUUUCCGAAGGCACAGUUCCAAAGGAAAUUCCGAAAUCAUCAAGUUCCAACAUGGCCAACAAAACUGAUAUAAACCAGGAUGUAGCUCAUCAGAACAUUACUGCUGGGUUAUCUAAAGUUUCUCUAGACUUCAAGAGCUUACAAGGGCAAUCAUUUUCGAUGGAAGGCUUGCACAUAAGGGAGGAUAAUGGGAAAAUUCUCCACCCUUUUGCUUCUGAUGAUGACUUGCUCGGCUUUUUUCCUCCUAUGCAGAAUAUUGAUUUUUCUGGAGAGCUCCAAUAUCUGACUUGGCAUGAAGAACCUGUUUAUUCAUAUAAUUAUCAGGAUAAUUUAUUUGAAUAUCCUACUUUGUGGUAUGAUGAAUAUCGGGUUAUCGAGGAGAAUAAUAAUAAUGAGUUAUCUGAAUUAUCUGGAGAAGUAUUCCAAAGUUUGUGGGAGCAGCAGUCAUGCCCAAUAAUGGAAGACUUGUAUACUGCAAAAGAUGAGAGUGAGCGUGAAGGUGCUGGUCAUCCAUUUGAAGAUUUUUCUGCCUGUUACGAUAGCAAUCAGCUGAGUUCUGGAGAAAUUCAAUUCCUGUGGGAUUAUCCAUUUUUUUUGUAA